CAGAUCAAUUCCGCCUUACAUGGAGGACCUAAUAACAAAGUAUUAUCGGAAGAGUUUAAUAUAACGAUUACACGAUCAGAUAUUAAAACAUUAUCGAAUUGUAAUUGGCUAAAUGAUGAGGUUAUCAACUUUUAUUUUAAUUUAAUUUCAAGAAGAAGUCAAAAUGAAAAGUCACUGCCCAAGGUACAUGUCUUCAAUACAUUUUUUUAUCCGAAACUAUCAAGCCAAGGAUAUUCUAGCGUUAGACGAUGGACGAAAAAGGUGGAUAUAUUUCAAUUUGAUCUAUUGUUAAUACCUAUACAUCUGGGAGUUCAUUGGUGUUUAGCGACAAUUGAUUUUCGUAAGAAGGAAGUGAAAUAUUAUGAUUCCAUGCUUGGGAGUAAUUAUAAAUGCGUCGAUACGCUGUUAGAGUAUAUCGGUAAAGAAUCCAAAGAUAAAAGGCAAAAAGAAUAUGACGUAUCAGAAUGGAACAGCAUAAUGGUUAAGGACGUGCCACAGCAAAUGAAUGGAUCCGACUGUGGUGUCUUUGCUUGCAAGUUUGCAGAUUGCGUUUCUCGUGACCUCCCUUUGGCUUUCGAGCAGGAAAAUAUGCCAUACUUCAGACAUUUAUUGAUUUAUGAGAUUGUACAUAAAAGGCUUCUGUGA
This is a messenger RNA of Trichoplax adhaerens, 645 nucleotides long. RefSeq lists its product as uncharacterized. Gene Ontology annotation, cellular component: nucleus. The transcript has 9 exons. The record is from RefSeq and is a predicted model, not a curated record. The annotation marks the transcript as partial. Gene Ontology annotation, molecular function: deSUMOylase activity. Lineage: Eukaryota; Metazoa; Placozoa; Uniplacotomia; Trichoplacea; Trichoplacidae. Gene Ontology annotation, biological process: protein desumoylation.